Molecule: messenger RNA, 507 nt
Organism: Diabrotica virgifera virgifera (western corn rootworm)
Lineage: Eukaryota; Metazoa; Arthropoda; Insecta; Coleoptera; Chrysomelidae
Product: digestive cysteine proteinase 1-like
Exons: 2
Coding region: 191-433 (80 amino acids)
Source: RefSeq, a predicted model, not a curated record
CAAUCAGCAAUUGCAAGAUACUUGUUUGUUUACGUUAUCGCCCACUCCCACUUUUUACUAAAUGAAAUAUUAAAAUUUUACGUUGGAAUAAAGUAUUUUUAGAUCAAUUCGCCAACACCAAAGUAACCUUGCACAUUGUAUUAUCCGUCAUUUUGUGUUGUGUUAGUCACAAUCAACCAGCAAAGCAAUAAUGUCGGGGUUAUCACUUGAAGAACAAUGGAAAAAUUUUAAAUUCGCACACAACAAGGAAUAUACCGAUGAAGAGGAACCACGCAGGUUGGAAAUCUUCAAAGAAAACCUUCAGAAAAUAGAAGAACACAACAAAAAGUUUGAAGCUGGCGAAGUUACGUACCAGAUGGGAGUUAAUAAAUUUGCUGACCUUACCUCUGAAGAAAUGAGUCAAUUUAGGGGUUUUAAACCUAGAGAAAAAUAAAUAGUAGUAUCAUAAGUCAGUUUUGUAUUUUUAUUUAAAUAAUUUUUAUAUUAAUAAAUAUGUUGUCUCGGUGA